AUGGCACAGAUUCUACCCAUUCGUUUUCAGGAACAUCUUCAGUUGCAGAGUCUGGGCGUGAACCCGGCCAACAUCGGGUUCAGCAGCCUGACCAUGGAGUCGGACCGCUUCAUCUGCAUUCGGGAGAAGGUGGGCGAGCAGAACCAGGUGGUCAUCAUUGACCUGAGUGACCCGGCCAAUCCCAUCCGACGGCCCAUAACCGCAGACAGCGCCAUCAUGAACCCCGCCAGCAAGGUCAUCGCCCUCAAAGACGCUGCACGCACACUGCAGAUCUUUAACAUGGAGAUGAAGAGCAAGGUGAAAGCUCACACCAUGACCGACGAGGUCAUGUUCUGGAAGUGGAUCUCUGUCAACACCGUCGCCCUGGUUACCGACACAGCUGUUUACCACUGGAGCAUGGAGGGAGACUCCCAGCCAGUCAAAAUGUUUGAUCGGCAUGCCAGCCUGGCAGGCAGUCAGAUCAUUAACUACAGGACGGACGAGCAGCAGAAAUGGCUUCUGCUUAUAGGUAUAUCUGCACAGCAAAACCGUGUGGUUGGAGCCAUGCAGUUGUAUUCGGUGGACAGGAAGGUGUCCCAGCCCAUAGAGGGCCACGCAGCUGCGUUUGGACAGUAUAAGUUAGAGGGCAACCCCAGUUCCUCCACUCUCUUCUGUUUCGCUGUCAGGGGCCAGGCAGGGGGCAAGUUGCACAUAAUUGAGGUUGGACAGCCUGCAGCUGGGAACCAGCCCUUUGCUAAGAAAGCUGUGGAUGUGUUCUUUCCCCCAGAGGCUCAGACUGACUUCCCUGUGGCCAUGCAGCUUGGUACUAAACAUGGUGUGAUCUACCUCAUCACUAAAUAUGGCUAUAUUCACAUGUAUGACCUGGAGUCUGGGGUGUGUAUCUAUAUGAACCGAAUCAGUGCAGAGACGAUCUUCGUCACUGCCCCUCACGAAAGCACCUCAGGCAUCAUAGGAGUCAACAAGAAGGGACAGGUUCUGUCGGUGAGCGUGGAGGAGGAGAACAUAGUGAACUACGCCACUAACGUGCUGCAGAAUCCUGACCUGGCUCUGCGGAUGGCCGUCCGCAGCGACCUGCCCGGGGCCGAGGAGCUCUUCACGCAGAAGUUUAACACUCUCUUCACACAGGGCAACUACACCGAGGCCGCCAAAGUCGCUGCCACCGCACCUAAAGGGAUCCUGCGCACAGCGGAGACCAUCCGGAGGUUCCAGUCUGUGCCGGCUCAGGGGGGCCAGGCGUCGCCCCUCCUGCAGUAUUUCGGCGUGCUGUUGGACCGUGGACAGCUUAACAGGCUGGAGUCAGUGGAGCUGUGCAGACCUGUGCUCCAGCAGGGCAGAACACAGCUACUGGAGAAAUGGCUUAAGGGAGAGAAGCUGGAGUGUUCUGAGGAAUUGGGUGACCUAGUGAAAGCAGCUGACCCCACCCUGGCCCUCAGCGUCUACCUCAGAGCCAACGUCCCAGCCAAAGUCAUCCAGUGUUUUGCUGAGACUGGCCAGUUCCAGAAAAUAGUGCUCUAUGCUAAAAAGAUGGGCUAUUCUCCUGACUGGGUGGCUUUAUUAAGGAGCGUGAUGAGGUCUGGGCCUGAUCAGGGAUUGCAAUUUGCUCAGAUGCUCAUACAGGACGAAGAGCCCCUGGCUGACAUAAACCAGAUCGUGGACGUUUUUAUGGAGGGAAAUCUGGUCCAGCAGUGUACGUCUUUCCUGUUGGACGCUCUGAAGAACAACAAACCAGAGGAGGGGCAUUUGCAGACACGCCUCCUGGAGAUGAACCUCAUUCAUGCCCCUCAGGUGGCAGAUGCGAUCCUGGGUAAUCAGAUGUUCACACACUAUGAUCGUGCUCAUGUAGCUCAGCUGUGUGAGAAAGCAGGCUUACUGCAGAGAGCACUGGAACACUUCACCGACCUCUACGACAUCAAACGAGCCAUCGUACACACACAUCUGCUCAACCCCGAGUGGUUGGUGAAUUUCUUUGGCUCUCUGUCAGUGGUGGACUCUUUGGAGUGUUUGAGGGCGAUGCUGACAGCCAACCUGAGACAGAACCUGCAGCUGAGCGUGCAGGUGGCCUCGAAGUACCACGAGCAGCUGGGCACGCACGCCCUGGUCGAGCUCUUCGAGUCCUUCAAGAGCUACGAGGGUCUGUUUUAUUUCCUGGGCUCCAUUGUCAAUUUCAGUCAGGAUGCAGAUGUUCAUUUUAAGUACAUCCAGGCAGCGUGUAAGACAGGCCAGAUUAAAGAGGUGGAGCGCAUCUGCAGAGAGAGCAACUGCUACGAGUCUGAACGAGUCAAGAAUUUCCUCAAGGAGGCCAAGUUAACGGAUCAGUUGCCUUUGAUCAUCGUGUGUGACCGCUUUGAUUUCGUCCACGAUCUCGUGCUGUACCUGUACAGGAACAACCUGCAGAAAUACAUUGAGAUCUAUGUUCAGAAGGUGAACCCCAGCAGGUUGCCGGUGGUAAUCGGGGGUCUGUUGGAUGUGGACUGUUCAGAGGAUGUCAUAAAGAAUCUGAUGAUGGUGGUCCGUGGAGACUUCAGCACCGACCAGCUGGUGGAGGAGGUGGAGAAAAGAAACAGGCUGAAGCUGCUGUUACCCUGGCUGGAGUCCCGGUUGCAGGAGGGCUGUGAAGAGCCUGCUACCCACAAUGCCUUGGCUAAGAUCUACAUCGAUAGUAACAACAGCCCCGAGCGUUUUCUCCGGGAGAACCCGUACUACGACAGCACCACGGUGGGACGGUACUGCGAGAAGAGAGAUCCGCAUCUCGCCUUUGUCGCCUACGAGAGGGGACAGUGCGACCUUGACCUCAUCAAGGUGUGCAAUGAGAACUCACUGUUUAAGAGUGAAGCUCGCUACCUCGUGCGGCGGAAAGAUCCAGAACUCUGGGCCACUGUACUGGAAGAGACUAACCCCUACAGACGGCCGCUCAUUGACCAGGUGGUCCAGACGGCGUUGCCUGAGACACAAGACCCUGAAGAGGUGUCUGUGUCAGUGAAAGCCUUCAUGACGGCCGACCUGCCCAAUGAGCUGAUCGAACUCCUGGAGAAGAUAGUGCUGGAAAACUCCAUUUUCAGCGAACACAGAAACCUGCAGAAUCUGCUGAUCCUGACGGCCAUUAAGGCUGACCGGACACGGGUCAUGGAGUACAUCAACCGUCUGGACAACUACGACGCCCCAGACAUCGCAAACAUCGCCAUCAGCAACGAACUGUACGAGGAGGCCUUCUCCAUCUUCAAGAAGUUUGAUGUCAACACGUCAGCUAUCCAAGUACUGAUAGAACACAUAGGCAACCUGGACCGUGCCUAUGAGUUCGCGGAGACUUGUGGAGAGGGGGCAGUGUGGAGUCAGCUGGCCAGGGCUCAGCUGCAGAGGGAUCUGGUUAAAGAGGCCAUUGACUCUUACAUCAAAGCAGAUGACCCCUCAGCUUACAUGGAGGUGGUCAGUGCCGCUAGCAGAAACGAUAACUGGGAGGACCUGGUGAAGUUUCUACAGAUGGCGAAGAAAAGAUCUCGGGAGUCAUACAUAGAGACAGAGCUCAUCUUUGCACUGGCUAAAACAAACCGCCUGUCUGAACUGGAGGACUUUGUGAAUGGCCCCAACAACGCUCACAUACAGCAGGUUGGAGAUAGGUGUUUUGAGGAUGGAAUGUAUGAGGCUGCCAAGCUGCUUUUUAAUAAUGUAUCGAACUUCGCCCGUCUGGCAUCCACUCUGGUUCACUUGGGAGAGUACCAGGCUGCUGUGGACAGUGCCCGCAAAGCCAACUCCACCCGCACAUGGAAAGAGGUGUGUUUUGCCUGUGUAGAUGGGGAGGAGUUCCGGUUGGCACAGCUGUGCGGCUUACACAUCGUAAUUCACGCAGAUGAGCUGGAGGAACUCAUCAGCUACUAUCAGGAUAAGGGGUAUUUUGAGGAGCUGAUAGUGCUGUUAGAGGCAGCGCUGGGAUUAGAACGUGCUCAUAUGGGUAUGUUCACUGAACUCGCCAUCCUCUACUCCAAAUACAAACCUCAGAAGAUGCGGGAGCACCUGGAGCUCUUCUGGUCCAGAGUCAAUAUCCCCAAGGUGCUUCGAGCAGCAGAGCAGGCCCACCUUUGGGCGGAGCUUGUAUUCCUGUAUGAUAAAUAUGAGGAAUAUGACAAUGCUAUCAUGACCAUGGUUACACAUCCCACAGACGCAUGGAGAGACGCCUCAUUUAAAGAAAUUAUCAGCAAGGUGGCCAAUGUGGAGCUGUGUUAUAAAUCACUGCAGUUCUACCUGGAAUAUAAACCACUUCUGCUCAACGACCUGUUGACAGUGCUGGCCCCGCGUCUUGACCACACGAGAGCAGUCAGCUUCUUUACAAAGGUGAAUCAGUUAAGGCUGGUGAAGCCAUAUCUAAGGUCAGUGCAGAGUCACAACAACAAAGCUGUCAAUGAGGCCUUAAAUAACCUCCUAACAGAAGAAGAGGACUACCAGGGUCUGCGUGCCUCUAUAGAUGCGUAUGAUAACUUUGACUCCAUUGAACUGGCUCAGAGGCUGGAGCAGCAUGAGCUGAUAGAGUUCCGGCGUAUAGCUGCCUACCUCUACAAGAUCAACCAGCGCUGGGCCCAGAGCAUACAGCUCUGCAAGAAAGACAAGCUCUAUAAGGAUGCGAUGCAGUACGCUGCUGAGUCGCAGGAUUCAGAGCAGGCUCAGGACCUGCUGCGCUGGUUUCUGGAGGAGGGCCGACAGGAAUGCUUCGCCGCCUGUCUCUUCUCCUCCUACGACCUUUUGGCCCCCGACGUGGUCCUCGAGCUGGCCUGGAAACACAACCUGCUGGACUUUGCCAUGCCCUACUUCAUCCAGGUCAUGAGAGAGUACCUCACCAAGGUGGAUGGGUUAGCGGAUCGGAUGAAGGUGGACAAACUGGAGGAGGCAGAAAAACAGAGAGAGACUGAGGCUGAAGUGACUGAAACUCCCUCAGUGGUUUAUGGUCAGCAGCUGAUGCUGACCGCUGCUCAGGCUCCAGUUGUGCCUCAGGCUGCUUACCCAGGUUACGGUUACACUGCUCCAGGAUUCGCCCCGCCCGUUUACGGGUUCAACAUACAGCCUUGA
Messenger RNA from Chanos chanos (milkfish), 5055 nucleotides. It is a transcript of the gene cltcl1, whose product is annotated as clathrin, heavy chain-like 1. Lineage: Eukaryota; Metazoa; Chordata; Actinopteri; Gonorynchiformes; Chanidae. Gene Ontology annotation, cellular component: clathrin complex; clathrin-coated endocytic vesicle; extracellular exosome. Gene Ontology annotation, molecular function: clathrin light chain binding; structural molecule activity. The transcript has 34 exons. The record is from RefSeq and is a predicted model, not a curated record. The coding region runs from base 1 to 5055 and encodes 1684 amino acids. Gene Ontology annotation, biological process: receptor-mediated endocytosis; intracellular protein transport.